CAUAGGCAGGCUAUAUGUGAAUUAUACCUAGCAGAGAGUCGAUGUAAUCAAGGGCUGUCCAGUAGCCGCCAAGGAGGCACAACAAAAGCGAUCAAGGCUUCCUUCCGAUGUCACCCGUUAGAGUAUCCGGAUAAAGACAAUACCAAUGUCUUACUGCCGCGUUCUUGGGAAUUGUACCUGAGCUCAACAUCCCUCCAAGAGUGGCUGAAGGGGGUGGUGUGCGGUGACGGACGAACGAGCGACUGCCAAGCGACCAUACAAGUAGACGGCGGUUUCAUCGCUGACGAGGUUCCAGUCCAUCUGCAGACGGGAGUGGGAAUUGUCAACAUCAAUCGAAUUGAAGGACGCGGAAUGGUUGCGUUGGGAGCUCUGGGAUGA
Aspergillus neoniger CBS 115656 is the source of this 378-nucleotide messenger RNA. RefSeq lists its product as uncharacterized. NCBI's taxonomy places the organism in Eukaryota, Fungi, Ascomycota, Eurotiomycetes, Eurotiales, Aspergillaceae. The annotation marks the transcript as partial. The transcript is spliced from 5 exons. The record is from RefSeq and is a predicted model, not a curated record.